CAAAAGAAUAGUUAAUAUCAGUAAAACUGAAGACGAUGUACAUCUAGUGCAUAGGGAAAUGGCAAAUGGAAAACAUACAAAAUCUGUUCAGGUCGCAGAGUGGAUGGGAAGAAGAGAGGCAUGGUCAGCGGAGAAGCCAUCCGAUACACGAACGAAGCCCACACGCUGGGAGUUCCGGGAUGGCCGUGAACAGUCUGACGAAAACCUAGAAAUGCAGCACGCUGGUAUCGAUAACGAUAACACGCGCACCCAAUCAGCCGAAUACCAGCAACGACGCGUUCGCAUCAAAAACAACCGCACAGCCAAAGAAGAGCCUCAUCAUAGUUUCCAUAACUCUAGAACUAAUUUAAUCAACGAUCGUGACGUGUACAUUGAAGAUGUAUUAGAUGAUCAGCACCUAGCUGAGAUCAAAGAGAACUUUACCCGCGGCAAGGGCCAACGAAAUUUGGAGCACACUCGCAUGAAGAAUUACGAUACGGAAACUCGACAAAUCGACGAUGAUUCGAUGCGUAGACAUGAAAUUGAGCGUGGCAGUGACAUCGAUCUAAAUACUGCACACAAUAGUCUCAAGAAUAAGCGAGAGCUGUUCAUUAAGGAUGGAAAUGUGGAGAUAUUGCAGCUAAUGACCAGGGACAAGACGCAAAAUGGCGCAGGUGGCAUGGACGAGGAUAACAUCUAUGUGAAUGUCCCGAUGAAAACGUCCACGGAUCUCACACAUCCACAACUGUUGAUGGUCGACAACACGGGCAAGGAGAUACUCAUGCGACGUUUCAUUGAGGAACAACCAGAUGGCAAGCAAAUCAUUCGCGAACAUUAUCACAUUGUGCCAGGAGCCACAUACAUUCAAUCUAUGCCAAAUGAGAUCCAACAGGGCUCAACACUCAAAGGCGAUACGUUUCCCUUUGGCAAAUCGGGACCAAAUAGCAUAGUCUACUCGCAAACAGAACCUGAGGUGAAAGUCAUACACACACAAUCCGUGCAAGCAGCGGAAGGAGGCGCACAACUUCAGCCUGCCAUAUCGAAUCAAUCACUAACCCAGGAGCUGGAGAAUUCGUUGAAGCAACAGAAUGCACUCUUGCGACAGAUACUGAUGGAGAAGGAGCUGCUGGAGACGAGGUACACCCAGCAUGAGCUAGUUUUAGAAACACAAAGUCUUCCAGGUCAAUCGAUGGCCAUUGGCACACAGACGGACUGCGAUGCCGGCACUCAAACAGAGCCAGCUGAGAGCUACGUGGAAAGGACCUCCGUGAGCUCACAGGCACAAGUGGGAACUUCGACACGACGACGUGCGCGCAGUGAGAACGAUGACUCCAUGUCCGAGGAUGAGUACAGAUAUGUGCGGUUUAGUCCGCCAAACAGUCCGGAGGGCGUCUAUUGGAUCAAGCGACGGCGUCCCAAGAAACGUUCUCGACUACGAGAGGGCACACGACCGGGAAAGCGCAUUGUUAUGGUUGAGGAUGUGAAGCGAAAGAUCAGAACGCCGAUUAAGGAGGAGGAGGAGGUCUAUGAGAAAAAGCGUGUUCCACCUAAGAAACCCUUAAGGGAGACUAAGACAAGCAUUCUGCGCAAACAGCUGAGCGAUGAGAGCCGCAAAAACGAAAGCAUCUCACACAAGGAACCACAUAUUGUAAAUCACAGACACAAGUCCGAAGCGCUGAGUCGGGAAGUACUCAUGGAAAUCUCGGAUUCUUUAGAGCUGGCGAGACGGCAUAGAUCGCGUAGCAUUCCAGUGCAAGAGUACUACAACAACUCUGAUGCUGAAGUCGAUGAGAAUGAGACUGAAUACUUCAUUGACUCGGACGAAGAUGAGAUUGUGAUUAGAACAAAUGCCCACACAACAGGUUAUCCACUUGAGCGAGCAGAGGCGUAUGCUAGAAAGGUUAGAGAUGCAGAAAGAGAAUCUGAGCUGCAUCAGAAACACAGCACAUCCCACCAAACUAAGCAGAGCAGCAGAAGAUCUCCGUCAGAGUCACGCCACGAAAUUGAGCCGGAAAUCAAGCCAAGACUAUCGCGACGAGACAGCUCGCGGCGUAGCCAAGAGUCCCGAAAGCAAUCAUCCUCAGAGCCACCACACAGUCGUUUGUCCAUAUCGAAAUACGAAAGCGCCGUCGAAGAUAAUGGCAGAAAUGGUCACCCAGCUGAGUUGUCCGGCUCGAAGCGUCGCUCCUCCAAUGAACGGUAUUAUCAGAGCGAAACGGAGCACAAUGUCUUUAGUCGGUUUUUUUUACUGAUCAGAGAAAAAUUAUAG
Molecule: messenger RNA, 2248 nt
Organism: Drosophila sulfurigaster albostrigata
Lineage: Eukaryota; Metazoa; Arthropoda; Insecta; Diptera; Drosophilidae
Product: cadherin-86C-like
Source: RefSeq, a predicted model, not a curated record